Molecule: messenger RNA, 842 nt
Organism: Lycium ferocissimum
Lineage: Eukaryota; Viridiplantae; Streptophyta; Magnoliopsida; Solanales; Solanaceae
Product: wall-associated receptor kinase-like 20
Exons: 1
Coding region: 44-652 (202 amino acids)
Molecular function (GO): polysaccharide binding
Source: RefSeq, a predicted model, not a curated record
UUCUUGCUUCAUUGGAACAUUGAAAAAGAUUUAACUAGCUAGUAUGAUUUUUCUUUUUCUCUUUUCAUUAACUUGUGUGUCAGCAGCACUACUUCCUGAAUGCCCAAAAUGUGGAAUCAUGGAUGUGCCAUAUCCACUUAGUAGCAGUGACAAAUGUGGAAAUACAAACUACAAAAUUCACUGCAAAAAUAACAGCUUAGAGUUUUUGUCUGCAGAAGGAGUUUACUACAAAAUCCUCAGCAUAAACCCAAACACAUCUCGACUUAUUAUCGCUUCUCCUUUCGUGCACGAAGAUACGAAUAAUUAUUGCCAUUCUUCUGAUCUUUCUGUAGGUGGCUUAAAGAUAGAUGAAAACUCUCCGUUCAAUAUAUCUUCGCGGAACACUGUUAUGUUAUUUAACUGCUCACAGAGAAUUCUUUUAUCCCCAUUGAACUGCUCUUUAAACAAUCCUUGCAGGAAAUUUGAACAAGCUAAUGGUUGUAGAGAUACACUAUGUUGCAGUUACCUGAAGGUGAAAUCCAAGACUUCUCAUCAAAUUAGGGUUCGGGUUGGUGGCUGCACUGCUUAUACAUCUGUGGUGGAUAUGAAGCCAGGAGAUUCCUUGAAUGCAUGGCGUUACGGCAUUGAGCUCCAAUGGCUACCACCCAAUUAAGAAUUAUGGUUAACUAUUUUAUAUAUAUCGGAGACGAGGAAUCAACCGAAUUCAUUGCUUUCUCUAAAUCUUGAAUUCGCGCUAUUAGUACUAUGAGUUGAAACGCGUGCACUUCUUCGUGUUUUCAUAGUUUUACUCGUCAUAUUUGUAUUACGAUACCUUCUUGGCUACAUGAAAAAGGUACUUCCAA